GAAGUUAUCUACUGCCCUCUCGUUCUGUCACUUCCUGGUCCUGAUCACGAAGGGAACAUAGACACAUCCCUGACAACUGCGACUCCCCACAUUUACCUUCCGGUUUCAGUUGGCGUUGCGUGAGCGGUCGCUGUGUGAGACCUACUAUGGCGGCCAGCUCUAUAGAAACAGAUGAACAAGCACGGAUUAGAUUCCAGCUGGAGUUGGAAUUUGUUCAGUGUUUGGCAAAUCCCAAUUACCUUAACUUCCUAGCACAAAGGGGAUACUUCAAGGAGAAGCCGUUUGUGAACUAUCUGAAAUACCUGCUAUAUUGGAAGGAUCCUGAGUAUGCUAAAUAUUUAAAGUACCCGCAGUGCUUGCACAUGCUGGAGUUGCUGCAGUAUGAACACUUCCGCAAGGAGUUGGUAAAUGCUCAGUGUGCCAAGUUUAUUGAUGAACAGCAAAUCUUACAUUGGCAGCACUACUCUCGCAAACGAGUGAGACUGCAGCAUGCCCUGACAGAGCAGCAGCCGCAGAACAACACCAUUGGGAAAUGACGCACUAACCUGAGCCUUAUUCAGGCUGGUAUCCCACAAUGCACCGCACACUGUCACAGGGUGCAAAGACUGGGCGCUGCCCUGUAAUCUGUAGUGUGGGAAUACAUCUACCAUGAGCAUACAAUGUGGAUGUUUAGAUAUGAGAGCGCACCUAAACAUUUGAUAGAGCUUGUUCAUGUCAGGAAACUGGUUUGUAGUACAUGGAUUUAAUGUUACCCUCCCUCCUUCUAUGCUUUACAUUGUACUAUGGAGUGAAUGUAAUGGGGCCGUGCAGUACAGUACUUACAGUGGCACAUAACCGUUUUCUGGAUCUAAUUGUGAUGCCCAGUUGGAACCUAACACAGAUUAUCUUUCAAGUUAUUUAUGCCAUUGUAAAUCAGUAAUGGGCAUCCAGAGGACAGAUUCCUGUCUCAUAUACAUCUUAACAGACAUUUCCUAUGAUCAUGUGAAUACUGUACCAGAAAACUACGUCUAAGCGCAUGUAUAGGCCUAAACACCUAUAAAGAUGUGUGUAGGACACUGUGGUAAUAAUCCCAAAUGUCUGAGUGCAUUAAUUCAGUAGCGGCCAUGUGGUUUAUAGUCAUAUAUUUGGUGAUCAUGAAAUGUUGCUACUUGUUACAGAGACAAAUGUUCCCGCAUCAAAUCUAAUUUGUGUUUUGUGAAUAUUCAGUUUUCUAUUUUCAUCUUUGAAAUUUUUUUUGCACUUUUUAUGUAAAAAUAAAACUCUUUUUUUUACGUAA
Molecule: messenger RNA, 1276 nt
Organism: Pseudophryne corroboree (corroboree frog)
Lineage: Eukaryota; Metazoa; Chordata; Amphibia; Anura; Myobatrachidae
Gene: MED31
Product: mediator complex subunit 31
Exons: 4
Coding region: 147-536 (129 amino acids)
Biological process (GO): regulation of transcription by RNA polymerase II
Cellular component (GO): mediator complex; core mediator complex
Molecular function (GO): transcription coregulator activity
Source: RefSeq, a predicted model, not a curated record